CUUUGGUACGAACCCCUCCAGGUUUUCUCCUCGUGACCGGAAAAAUUCGAGUUAUUUCCUCCUCGCGACCCUCGAUUAAAAAGAAACCAGGGUUUUUUUUCUCAAGCCCUCUCCACUGAUGCCUUGCCGCCUGUUUCGAUUUCAAACAGGGCUUUGGUUCUCCAGAUCCCUGUCUCAGAGCUCUCGUUAGGUCGGUUAUUCUCAAAGGCGAGCCUUCCAAUGGCGAGAAGGGGGAGGAAGAGGGCGGUCGCGGAGUCUCCCCUGAAGCCGAAAACCAAUCAGGAGGCUGGGCCGAGCGAGAACAGGGCGGUGCAAUUCGCGGAGAGACAGCGUGGGUUCAAUAAUCGGGAAGUUGAACGUCGAAUUGCUGCAAUUCAAGCUAUUCGUGCAGCAGAGACUGAAAACUUGCUUUCUCGGUUGCGCUUGCUUCGCUCAUAUCUAAGCAAGGAACAGCUGGAAACUCCAGCAAUAACAUUUUUCCAGAAAAAUUUGCCCAACCUGUCAGUGAUAAGAAAUGAGAAGUACAAAGUUUUUGAGUUGCAAUGGAAUGACAACAACUGUUAUUUGCCUGGAAAUCAAGUUGAUGGUAGAAAUGUGCGUGCUUCACUUGAUAAUGUUGGUGGCCUUCAGUUUUCAGUAAACUCAGUGAAAAAGAACUUAUUAGAGGCUGCGAACCUGCAAAUUCCUGAUUUUAUUUUGAAUGAACCAUCAGAAAACCAGAUGCCUGGAACGAGAGACUUUUUACAAACUCCUGGGGCAACUAGCAACAGAUUAUCUUUUGGCAUGACUCCCAAAACUUUAAGGCUGCCAAAGAAUGGCGAGAUGCUCUUGUCUGUUCAUGGCUCACCACUAGGGGUGUACAAAGAAGAUAACUUAGCAGCCAUACACGAAUCUGGAGACGGGAGCCAUGAUGGUGCCUUCUGAUAUGAGAGGGUUUGCAUCUAUACUGGAGUUUGCGUGACAGAGUACCGGGCUCCUUAUCUGCUUUGUUGCUUUCUGACUUUGUUGGCUGCAUCCACACCCGCAGGGUGUGAACCGCUGUUGUACCAAAAAAAAAAAAGAAGUUUUAACUAUUGAAUCAGUAACCUCAUUGUUUGUGAAAUGUUGGAAAACAUUUUUAAGAUUCAUCUAAACUGUCUAUUUUGCCAAUUGUUGACCUUGGGUGCUAUGCAGCACAGGGGACAUGCUAUUGUUCAUGAAGCAUCAUUAUUGCAGUUGGCCA
Phoenix dactylifera (date palm) is the source of this 1222-nucleotide messenger RNA. Its product is annotated as translation initiation factor. NCBI's taxonomy places the organism in Eukaryota, Viridiplantae, Streptophyta, Magnoliopsida, Arecales, Arecaceae. The record is from RefSeq and is a predicted model, not a curated record.